AUGACUCUUACCAACACUGAGAUUGUUUGGACAAACAAUCACUUUUGUAGAAUGAAGACCUUGGACUGCUGUGGUGAUUUCCCUAAUGUGCCCCUCAUUGGUACAAAAGGAGCAAUCAACUAUAGCCCCGUGUUAGCUCGUCGUCAAUUUGGGUUUCCUAUGGACAAGAGACCAAGGAGCAAUUUAUUGGAGGGAUUCUUUCUGGAAGAAAGAGCUGAGAACAAGGAGUUUAGAGAAAGGAUUGCUAAUGCUUGGCACCCAAGCCAUAGAAGAGAAAUCAAAGAUUGGAAGACCAAAGGAGAUCUCUCCCCUAAGCCUUUUGAUAGUUGGGUCACUACCGGAGCUGCUGAAAUGAGAAUGCCUAUUCUCCCUGGAACAUCUUCACCCCCAAUUGAGGAGUAUGUUCCACCCAUUGUAGUUCCUUCAACAAUUGAAAGCCUCCAAGAAGAUCUAAGAAAGAUGAAGAAAUCAAGAGACCAUUGGAAGAAGAAGUUUGAAUAUUCUGAUAAGGAUGCUGCUAUUGCCAAAUAUGAAAGAGAAAGUACAAGGAAGCAAAAGGAAGAAGCCCUCUCUCCAAAAGAAGCUGCAUGGAAGAGUAUUGUUGAGAAGCUAGAAAAGGUCAAGCUGAAGAAGAAGAAGACUCAAGAUGAUAUGGAUACUUCUCACUAA
Vicia villosa (hairy vetch) is the source of this 669-nucleotide messenger RNA. RefSeq lists its product as uncharacterized. The record is from RefSeq and is a predicted model, not a curated record. The coding region runs from base 1 to 669 and encodes 222 amino acids. The transcript has 2 exons. Lineage: Eukaryota; Viridiplantae; Streptophyta; Magnoliopsida; Fabales; Fabaceae.